Messenger RNA from Vicia villosa (hairy vetch), 1310 nucleotides. RefSeq lists its product as uncharacterized. Lineage: Eukaryota; Viridiplantae; Streptophyta; Magnoliopsida; Fabales; Fabaceae. Bases 73 to 1221 code for a protein of 382 amino acids. The transcript has 6 exons. The record is from RefSeq and is a predicted model, not a curated record. Gene Ontology annotation, molecular function: lipid binding.
GUAUCAGUUUUUUUGAAUAUAAAUCAUUCAUAAGCAAUAUCGUCGAGUUUGUGGAGGAACAGAAAAAAAAAAAUGAAUACGUUAUUAUUAUCAUCAUUCACUACUCUAACCAACAACUUCUAUGGUGCCUGCGCUAUUCUUCUUCUUCUUACUUUCUUCUUUCUUCUCAACCGUAACAGAUUCUUGUUCGCCUCGUCUUCAUCAAAACCCUCUUUGAUCUCCAAUUCUACCGAUUCAAACCUAAGGGUUUACAAUAGUACCGCUGAAAUUGGCAGAACCUCAAAGAAUGUGACAGAUGCUGAUUUGAAGUUUUUAAUGGAGAUUUUGGAUGAAAAUCUAAAUCAGAAUCAUAAAUGGGAGGAUGUCAUUGAUAAAAGAAACCAUCGUUUAUGCUACAAAGCCAAAUCCUGCAAACCUGAGAAUGGUCCCCUAAGAUAUUGGAGUGUGACUGUGUUCAAUGAUAUUUCGGCGGAGAUGCUAAGAAACUUCUACAUGGACAAUGACUACAGAAAGCAAUGGGAUAACAUGGUGGUUGAUCACAAUCAGCUGCAGGUGGACGAAUCCGAUGGUUCUGAAGUUGGUCGUACGGUUAAAAAGUUCCCCUUUUUGAAGCCUAGAGAGUAUGUACUAACUUGGAAGUUGUGGGAGGGGAAGGAUAAAACUUUUUACUGUUUUAUAAAGGAAUGUGAACAUCCUUCAUCACCACGGCAGAAAAAAUAUGUAAGAGUUGAGCUUUUCAGGUCUGGCUGGCGAAUUAGACAAGUACCUGGUAGAAAUGCCUGUGAGAUCACCAUGAUUCAUCAGGAAGAUGCUGGUUUGAAUGUGAAGAUGGCAAAACUGGCUUUCUCCAAUGGAAUAUGGGAUUAUGUAUGCAAGAUGGAUAAAGCGCUUAGAAGAUACUCUGCUGUAAGCAGCCAUUUAUCCAGUUCAGUUACCACUUCAGUCAAAUUAAUGCAGAAGGUACCGGCUUCCUUGGAAUCUAGUACAUCUUCCCCUCAUUCUUCUAUCAUUCAUGAUCAAGCUACUCGCGACGAAUCUCAAGUGUGUGUGAUCUCAAGAAGGCCUUCAAAGAAGUUGUUAGCCAAUGGUUUGCUGCUUUUAGGGGGUGCAAUAUGUUUAUCUCGUGGUCACUCUAGCCUAGGUGCUAAAGUUGCAAUGGCAUACAUCGUCACAAAAUUUAGUAAACGUAAUACAGAUUCUAACCAAACAAAACAAAGUUGAGUGAUAAAGUAAACACGUGUAACAGAUUGUAAGAUACUUAUAUGUUUAACAACUUUACAUAGAAUGUGAAAUUAAUCUGUUUGAAUCAA